Penicillium roqueforti is the source of this 1476-nucleotide messenger RNA. RefSeq lists its product as uncharacterized. The transcript has 3 exons. Bases 1 to 1476 code for a protein of 491 amino acids. Lineage: Eukaryota; Fungi; Ascomycota; Eurotiomycetes; Eurotiales; Aspergillaceae. The record is from RefSeq and is a predicted model, not a curated record.
AUGCUCCAAACUAGAAAGUCAAAAAAGGAUGGAAGAAAGAGGACAUACUCGUUGGUGUCCAAUACUACAAACCCACAGGCUGGUCCUGUCGCAAGCCCUAAAACUGUCGAGAACAGUUCACCUUCACAACGGCCAAAUGGGUCAAGACAAGCCCUAAAUGCGCCUGUCGCUCCAGCGAACCCAAAGAAGCCAGAGUCGAAGAAGAUGCCUAAUGUCUUUGAGUUCCUAGAAGAGAACGAUGAAUCAUCUUCAGACUCAUCCUCGUUAUCGUCAUCCUCGGAGUCUGAAUCAGACGAGGAGCCGGAGCCUCCACGCCCUAUACAAUCCACCACCCAGAUCCAGGCUCCUAAGCCGCGGACAAACACUGUGCCACAUGGAGUGUUGGUCUCAGGAGGCAACAUUUCCCCGAAGAAAGUCACCCAGUCACCCCCAGUAGCAUCGAAAAGUCCAAAAGAGCCACGAAAACCCGCGCCUUCUACAGGCAAUCAGUUAGUCACCCGGAAGAGACAACCCACUAGAAAGCCGAGCCCAAUCUCGACUGCGCAAACCUCUCCAGGAAUAGGCGAACUAGAACUGUCCCGACCACAGACCUACCAUGGAUCGCCAAGAGACAACGGUGCGAUCCAUAGACCACCGCUCCCACCAUCACCCCCAAGAAGCCCGGAAGAUAGUCUUCACCGCACCACGCCGACAAAGAGACGAGACUCCAACGUAUCGCAAGAGCCAUCGGGAUACGGGCUUCUAGCCUCGCACCUAACCAAAUCCGCUUCAGAAGAGAGCGGAAGCUUCCCUCCGCUCUACCGACGCUUCGAGACCGUCAACCACCGCGUCCUCCUCCACCUCCAAGACGAGAUUUCCCAAAUGGAAGAAGAUCUCCACACGCUAGAUGAGUACGAAGAAAUACAUCGAGUCAGCACAGCCGAGCAGGAAGGCGCAAAGCCCUUCCCGGCCUCCCGCAGACGGGACGCCCAGGCCCAGGCUUACUCGUCGCUGCAUUACCGCCGCAUGGAUCUCAUGAGCGCUUUGAUCCAAAAGACCGAACAAUACAACAACGCCCUCUGCGCGUACAGCAAAGUCCUACAGACGCUCCCGCGGGCCUCGGAACAGGAUAUCGCAGGCUAUCGCGGCUGGAUGAGAGAGCACAAGCCCAUCGCUGGUGUCGAGACGCGGUUCCUAAUCCACGACGCGGAUCUGGUCUCACUCACUCCGCGACUGGCUGCAUCGGCCGCUGCAGCACCCGUCUACGUCGCAAUAAUCAUCGCAUCGGGUGCGCUCCUGUUGCCACUGCUAGCGUUCAGUCUUAUUGCGGAGUUCUCUGGUCGUCUGGUCGUUGUGACGGUGGUUGGUGGUGCCGCCGCGGCUAUUGCGGCGAAUUACUCGGCUGGUAUUGAUACACUGGUCGACUCGAGGGAUGGUUGGCGCUGUGCUACGAUAUACUUCGGUUUCAUGGCUAUUGCUGCUAUGUUCAUUCCCUAG